CAAAGGGAUUUAUUGUGAUAGUGGUGUGAUACUCGUGUAGUUCCGUAAAAACUUAAAACAAAAAGGAGUGUAGUGUUAGAUUUCGUAAAUUUCAACUAAAAUGAUCGAAGAACAUAAUGAGCAUGAAACGAUAUACGAUUCUGUGAAUUCACUUGUGGAAGGUUGUCGUUUGCCAGUCAAAAUGCAUGGAACGGACGAUUGGCCCCUAGCUGAAAUUAUCAGUGUUAAGGAUAUACAUGGUAUCAGGUGUUAUUACGUGCAUUAUGUUGAUUUUAAUAAACGAUUAGAUGAGUGGGUGACUGAAGAUUGUUUGGACACUAGAAAAGUUCAAUAUCCUCAACGAGAUGGCACAGCUCCUGGAACAGGAGCAGGUACUCCAAAAAAACAAGUGCAAAGCAGACCUUCUAGUCCUAGUAGUGUUAGUAACAAACCAUUGAAUGGUACUGCUGUACUACAAGCAGCAUUACAAAAGAAAAUGUCAAAGAAGAGAAAGUCAACGUUUUUAGAGAAUGAGGAUUCUCAAGAUGGCCCGCCUCAAACUACAGGUCCAAGACCUACUGGUUCGUUGGUUGCUCAUCAUCACGAUGAUGUUGUCACACGGAUGAAAAAUGUAGAACUGAUAGAAUUAGGUCGUCAUAGGAUAAAGCCUUGGUAUUUCAGUCCAUAUCCACAAGAGAUGGUGAAUCUUCCGUGUAUAUAUAUCUGUGAAUUCUGCUUGAAAUAUAGAAAAAGUAGAAAGUGUUUGGAGAGACAUCUGGCAAAGUGCAAUUUACGUCAUCCACCGGGAAAUGAGAUAUAUCGAAAAGGGUCUAUUUCGUUUUUCGAAAUCGAUGGUAGAAAGAACAAAAACUAUGCGCAGAACUUAUGUUUAUUAGCAAAGUUAUUUCUCGAUCAUAAGACAUUGUAUUACGACACUGACCCUUUUUUAUUUUACGUUAUGACUGACUUUGAUAGCAGAGGUUUUCAUAUAGUCGGAUAUUUUUCUAAAGAGAAGGAAUCGCCGGAGGAUCAUAACGUUGCAUGUAUUCUCACACUGCCACCAUACCAAAGAAAAGGAUAUGGAAAAUUAUUAAUAGAAUUUUCCUACGAACUCUCGAAAUUCGAGGGUAAAACUGGAUCUCCAGAAAAGCCAUUAUCCGAUUUGGGCUUGUUAUCGUAUCGAAGUUAUUGGACGCAUACGAUACUCGAUAUAUUAUUGAACAUUAAACCGGUAGUCGAAAAUGAGAAACCACAAAUAACGAUAAGUGAAAUCUGUGAUUUAACGUCUAUCAAAAAGGAAGACGUAAUAUCGACGUUACAAAACUUGAAUCUAAUUAACUACUACAAAGGACAAUAUAUCAUAACGUUAAAUAGGGAAAUAAUUGAGCAACACUCGGCGGCAAUGAAAAAGCGCCAAGUUAGGAUAGAUCCAAAGUGUCUGUAUUGACCGAAGGAUUGGAGUGUUAAGGCUAAAUAAUAAAGUGAUAUUAAAAAGUGGCUAGAAGCCGACGUUAAUUUGUUAUGAAAUUAUUUUCAGGAAUACUGGAAGUGUUAUGAUUUCAAACUGUACAAAAUUGUACAUAAUAACGUGAUCUUAUGGUUUGGCAUUAAAAAAAAAAAGAAAAAAAAAGAAA
Vespula vulgaris is the source of this 1613-nucleotide messenger RNA. Its product is annotated as histone acetyltransferase Tip60-like. Gene Ontology annotation, molecular function: histone acetyltransferase activity. Lineage: Eukaryota; Metazoa; Arthropoda; Insecta; Hymenoptera; Vespidae. The record is from RefSeq and is a predicted model, not a curated record. Gene Ontology annotation, biological process: regulation of DNA-templated transcription.